Iphiclides podalirius (scarce swallowtail) is the source of this 303-nucleotide messenger RNA. The record is from the annotation of a GenBank genome assembly. NCBI's taxonomy places the organism in Eukaryota, Metazoa, Arthropoda, Insecta, Lepidoptera, Papilionidae.
AUGGGUGUACCUGUUCAAAUCUUUCCAAAUCAUUUGAAUAACCCAACCCCAGAGCUCUUUAAAAAUGUGUUGACAUCUUCAAUAAUUUUGGAAGUGUAUAUUGAUAACCUUUUACCGUCUACAUACCAACUAACUGCACUACCCACAACAGAAACAUCUGCUGUUUUGGAUGCCCAUAUGGAUAACCCUCAAUAUGAUAUAUAUUUAUACAGUCCAACUUCGGGUUGCAGAAACACCUACCGUUAUGGAUGUCCAUGGUUUACAUUCCAACUACCGGUUGCAGGUACAAAGAAAGUAACAACU